Eutrema salsugineum is the source of this 943-nucleotide messenger RNA. Its product is annotated as ras-related protein RABA4b. The transcript has 2 exons. The coding region runs from base 38 to 721 and encodes 227 amino acids. Gene Ontology annotation, cellular component: endosome. Gene Ontology annotation, molecular function: GTPase activity; GTP binding. NCBI's taxonomy places the organism in Eukaryota, Viridiplantae, Streptophyta, Magnoliopsida, Brassicales, Brassicaceae. The record is from RefSeq and is a predicted model, not a curated record.
UAAUCUUUCAGUGAAACCAGCGAAAAUAGAGAAAAAGAUGGCCGGAGGAGGCGGAUACAACGGCGCAUCGCCGGGAAAAGUGGACUACGUGUUCAAGGUUGUUUUGAUCGGCGAUUCGGCGGUGGGGAAAUCGCAGCUGCUAGCUCGAUUCACAAGGGAUGAGUUCAGUAUGGAUUCCAAAGCCACGAUCGGUGUCGAGUUCCAGACUCGAACGCUCGUCAUUGAUGAGAAGAGCAUCAAGGCUCAGAUCUGGGAUACCGCAGGCCAGGAACGAUACAGAGCUGUUACAAGCGCGUACUAUAGAGGUGCUGUUGGUGCAAUGCUGGUUUACGACAUAACAAAACGCGAGUCCUUUGACCACAUUCCUCGAUGGCUAGAAGAGCUACGAGCACACGCAGAUAAGAACAUUGUCAUCAUCCUGAUCGGUAACAAGUCUGAUUUAGAAGACCAGAGAUCGGUUCCCAUGGAGGACGCCAAAGAAUUUGCAGAGAAAGAAGAGCUAUUUUUCCUAGAGACUUCAGCUUUAAACUCUACAAACGUAGAAAACUCUUUCAACACUCUCUUGACCGAGAUCUUCAACACAGUGAACAAGAAGAAUCUCUCAUCUAGCGAAAACCAAGGCGGUUCAAACAACCACGGAUCAAUGGCUGGAAAGAAGAUUGUUAUCCCGGGUCAUGCACAAGAGAUCCCCACUAAGAGCACCAUGUGUUGUAACUCGUAAGUCCACUUGAUUUGUUCCACUACCGUUCCAACAAAAGGAAAAAAAAAAUUCAAUCUUUUUCAUUUUCAGCAAAUUUGAAAUGGGUGUGUUAGGUAGGGAGAGGUUUUUCAUAGUAUAUUCUUUGGGAAUUUGUCAUGUAAUCAUCCAUUUGUUUGAAACUUAUUUAUCAGAAGAUUUUGUUCCUAUGGUUACACUGGAAAUAUAAAGCUUUCAUUUUUUGUC